AUGAACAGUUCUGGAUUCUUGAUUUGGAUUCAGAAAUCUAUUACUUGGAGCAACUUGGGGGCCCCCCAAAUUGCUGAUCCAUUUGCAGGUCGUACGAAGCAACUCUAUGGUGAUGGAACUGUCAAACCAUUGGUUGAUGAAUUCAAUUUUGUCAAGGUGAAUGUUGGUGGCCCAGAUUUGGUGGCACACUCUAGGUGUCCACAGUUUGAUGCAUUGAAAUCGGAGCUGAAGGAUCGACACAAAAAGUUAUGGGAUACUUCAUCAAGUGGUACCUCUAGAGGACUCAGAGAGGGGAAGGAGCUGGAUGACUUAGUCCCUACACUAUAUAUAUAUGAGCACGAGGAGGGUGCCAUGAAAAAGGCAGCGAGGCAACACUUGUAUAGUGUGCCGCUUAGUAGUGCAUCGACAUAUAAUGAACACUUUAAUGAAAUAGAAAUGGCAUGGCUUACAAAACUAAAUGCUGAUGACUUCAUAGCACUCGAAAAGGAGGGGAAGUGGAAGUGUUGGGAGGACUGUGCUGCAUGGCUAACGUCCCAUUCAGUAACGACCGACCGCUACCUUGUCCCCAAUUUGGAAGCGAUUGGAGGGCUGGAAGAGUUUCGAUUCAAAAGCAUUACAGCUGAGGAGUUGGAGUGUUUGGAGGGCUGGGAAAACCCGUUUUGCCACGGUGAUUAUACUUAUGUGCUGGGGGUGGAGCCUCGUGCUUUAACCAAUGAACUCUGUUUUGGGGUAUUGUUGGCCAUGAGUGGGUUCGAUCCUCUUUUGACGAAGACCACUAUGACAUAUUAUGGUGCCUCGAUGAUGGCUGAGUGUAUUAGACGUGGGUUCAAACGGACCACCAUUGGUCACUAUGGGAUGAAUGGAUACAACAAUGAACGGACUCGGUGA
This is a messenger RNA of Seminavis robusta, 888 nucleotides long. The record is from the annotation of a GenBank genome assembly. NCBI's taxonomy places the organism in Eukaryota, Bacillariophyta, Bacillariophyceae, Naviculales, Naviculaceae.